CAAAGGUAGGCCAUGAAUACUAACGAGGCAGGGAUGAUGGCUGCGGAAUACAAAGGGAGCGCCUGUUCUCACUGUCUGAACACGGGAGUCAGAAAUAAAACAGCCACACAUGUGCAGAUAACACGACGAUAUAGUGUCAAGUUCUACGUGGAUUGUGAAGCUGUGAAAAGAAACAAGGGGGUACCGUCUUCACACCGGGCUCCACCGCCAUGCGUCUGUUCAUCACCUCCACCUCCAUCGGCGGCCCGGUGGAGCUCCUCGUCCCCAAAGGAGAGACGCUGGAGGGCUUGAGGACGCGCCUCUCUCGUCAACUUCAAAUGCAAACAGACAAAAUCGCCCUGCUGCAUGAAGACAAGCAGCUGACUGCGGGGAGUCUAAUGGCGCAAGGUGUUGCAGAUGGCAGCAGACUCACCCUACAGGUGCCCGGAGUUGUUGAAGGCGGGUUAUUCUGUUCGCGUGCAAGAGCUGCGAGGAUGGUGGAGGUUUUGGAGAGUUUAACAGAAUGCCAGAUCACUGACUUCCUUUCCGGCCGUUCACCUCUGACCCUUAAACUGGCAAUGGGUGCCAAUGCAAUGUUUUUGCAGCUGCAGCUGUCCGCUCAAGACGUGGCUAAACUGCAGCUGAGGGAGCCCUCAGAAGCUCCAAACAGACCUGAGACCUGCUCCCGCACUGACACAAGUAGCACUUGUCCAGCUGCAUACUGCAUGCAGAGUCAACCCCAGACUGUUGCCUCUGCUGUAACGUGCAAUCGUCGACCAUCUUCCCAUCAUCCUCGUCCACACACCAUCGUAUCAACGCCUCCCACGUGUCCGCUACCAGCGAGCACACCCGUCUCUUUUACUAACCCCUCCAGUGCUGCUCCUCAGAGUCCUUUACCCGCGUCCACCUUCACUGAGAGCGCUCACUCCUCCUCUGGUCAACCCAUCAAGCAAGCAGGCGCAGUCAUAGAAAGUUUUGUUGGUCACUCUCAAGGAGUUUUUUCCGGAACUUUCUCUGGUUUGCUGGCGCCGUGCAGCCGAAGCGGCUUGAGCCAUCCUCGACGAGGAAUUGCCAUUAUUAUGCAAAUUCUUGACGACCUCUUCAGAGCUGCUUCACGAUACCAGACGGCCCAGGAAAAUCCCUUUUGUCAUGCUUCUGACCCCCCUCUGCACGACCACAAAGACAAGGCCAAGAACCUCGCUGAAACUACAGAUGAGGAGACUCACAGGUUCCUUGCAACGUCAGAAGAGAAUCAGACAAUGCACUGCAAGCUAAAGCGCUUGCAGUUUUUAAUGGACCAGCAGCGACAUCACAAGCGAACUCGAAGGAGCUCAAAGUUGUCACAAACAUCUCACCCGUAUCGUCAUCGCCAUCAUCGUUAAUGUUUUGCAAGGAAAGCCAAUUGUGUGUUCGUCCAACUGUUUAUUAUAAAACAAAAACAA
Entelurus aequoreus (snake pipefish) is the source of this 1421-nucleotide messenger RNA. RefSeq names its product midnolin-like. The record is from RefSeq and is a predicted model, not a curated record. NCBI's taxonomy places the organism in Eukaryota, Metazoa, Chordata, Actinopteri, Syngnathiformes, Syngnathidae. The transcript has 8 exons. The coding region runs from base 210 to 1361 and encodes 383 amino acids. Gene Ontology annotation, cellular component: nucleus.